AUGAGUGAGGCCCUUGAUCAUCUGCAACAGGAAGUACAAGCAACUCAAAAUAUCUUAGUCAAAAUGUAUUGCGUAGGUACUAAACCAACAAUGCUGAAUGACCUAUCUAUAUAUAUACGAGUACAAAACAGCCUCGGUGGUGUAGUGCCUAGCACGUACGGCUACACACCCGGAGAUCCUGGAGGGUGCGACGAUGUACAGCGUUCUCUGGAACUCCUAGAUCAAGUGCUAAGUGAGUACGACGAGGGGGAGCCGCGGUCGCUGGAGGCGCGCGCGCCGCCCACGCCGGCCACCCCGGCCACACCGGCCACGCCUGCUACCGACGACGACUCACCACUCGCGGGACACACAUCCGAAGACGAUGGAUAUAUGAGCAUGAACGGCAGACGAGCGAAAUUCGCGCUGGGCUUCCGACCUACGGAGGAACGCGAGGAAGGUUCACCACCAGAUCCACCAUCGCCGCAUUCACCACCGCCACCUGAAGAAGCAGAAAGGAUAAUUUCUACUCUAUUACCAAAAGUAUCGCCUGCAAAUUCUGCAAAACGAACAACUUCAGUUGAACAAUGCGAAGCUGAAGAGAAAUUGGAUUCCAUUAUAAGUAUAAAUGGAGUUACGACUGCAACUCAAACAACUUUUCCGAAAACGAGACAUCAACGCCCAUAUGGGUGGGACAAGGAAAUAGAAACAAAUGGUUUUCAAUUACAGCAACCACCAACUCAUCCCUGCAAAUUCUCCUCAUUACAACAUGGUGCAAAGCCAAAUCAUCCCGAAGUCAUUCCAACGUGGCUUCCUCCAAGGCACUCGGCUCCACCUCUAAACCUUAAGAAGUCACCUAGCUUGGAAAAUCCACCCGUAUUUCCCUUCAUGGGUUUCUCUAGCGAAUUUAUCGAUAAGCCAUACAAUGAACAUCCGGUAACGAUUUACCCUGGACCAAAUAUACAAUACAAUCGACAAUCACAUUCCCCGACUUACAAAAUAUCACCAUCCAAUAGCAAAAGCAUAGAUAAGAAAAACAGUAUGAAACGUGAUAGUAGAUCUGACGGGGAAAUGCUAUCACCAAAGGGUAAGAUACCUCCGCGUACUCUCGCCAGUUCUAUGGAGAGACAUAGAGAAGUGUGUAGAGGAUCUUCGGAGGACAUAAUGGAUUGCAAGAUAACUGCAAACAGGGAUGAUGAAGAACAUUUUUCAGAUGAUUCAUUAGAAUCUUUCCCACCCCCACCUGCAGUGAGCACGCCUUCGAAGCGAAAUUCCAUAGCCUGGGAAGUGUCUCUCGAUGGUGACGAUCCUCUACUUACACCUGGGAGUACUAAGGUCAUUGGGAGACGAAGAAGAAAAUCUGGAGAUCAGUCACAUUCAAGCACAAGUUCGAUACCGCAAAGAUUAGACGAAGAUUGGGUGGAAGAGUACUGGCCUCCGCCGCCACCAAUUUCCCAAUGUGAACCUCUCGCUUCCCCUAUUUCAGAUAUAGAACAAGAACAUCGUCGUACACAAGACUUAGCAUGUGGCACAUACGUUAUUCGUAAAGGAAAAAAUAGAAAACAGUUACCGGCCUUCAACAAAAAUACAAAUAGCAAAACACAAAACACUAAUAAUCUAUCACAAAGUCAUAGCUUAAAUAGAAGUAUUGAUAAAUCUAUAGACGGAUCUAGUAUUUCUAUAAGCGGUUCAGGAUCUGUAGGUUCCUAUAAUUCUAGACCAAGUUCAGAUUUAAGUUUACCUCAAUCACGAUAUAGUGCUGAUUUAAAUUCAAGAUUGAGUCGCGAGCUCAACACACCCAACUCUAGAUAUAGUAUCGACCUCUGUACUCCGAAUUCUAGAUUAAGUAAGGAAAUAACUUCGCCCAAGUCCAGGCUUAGUUUGGAUCUCAACAAUGCCCAAGAAAGAUACAACCCAGAGUAUUAUGGUCACAGUCCUAAAAGUAGACAAUCUGAUAAAAGUGUUUCUAAAAAUAGUACUCAAAGUAAAUUAUCCCCUCAGAGUAGGUUUACGGAUUUCAAAAAAUAUUCCUCUACGUUUGAUAACAUUCAAUCUUUAAUCAAAGAAGGUAAAGUUGAAGAAACUCCUCAAACAGAAUGUAAUGAAACUGUUGGCGAGCUAACAACUGCUCCUCCAGCUAUGGUCCGUGUUAUAUCUCUUCCAAGUCUUGGGCCUGAGGAUAGUAAUAGUGCGAGUCGCCAAGCUCUUAUUACUACUGUUGAAGAAGAAGAAGAUCAAGAAAGCGGUGAACCAGGCUCUAGUGGAGAAACUUCGCCGUUACGCAAAAUCGAAAAUAAUAUAAGCGCUAUUUUAAGCCAAGGUCGGGACCAAAAACAUUUUACCCCUUACAUACCUAAAGACUGGAAUAUUCAUAAGGACGAGUACUGUGAUGAUAUAUCUAAAGAUAUCUUAGAAAGCAAUUUCCGUUAUAGCUCUAGAGAAAAACAAAAAAGGCAUGAUAUUCAGAAAUCAUCUAGCCACAAUGAAAUACAGAAUCAGAGGUCAAUAGAGCGUCGUGAUAGGUCGUCUGGUAGAAGGUCAAACAGCAUGCAUAAAUCAACGAGUGCCAAAGAUGUACCAGUGAGCUUGAUGCGACAACCAUCUUCCUCAGAUUCGGCGGUAUCUAGUGGAGGAGAUUUUCCCCUAAAUGUACAAAUAGUGGAACAUCCAUAUAGACACAAUCAAUUGCCUCCCUCGCCGAGUAUUGUCCAUGAAAUGGGGCCAUUACCACAAACCCCGGAAUCGCCUAAAUUUCCACCUCUACCUCCCUCGCCAGUUCAAGAAGUAGAGGAUGAAUAUACAGAAAUCAUGCAACCGACACAAAGGCGCCAUGGUAAAAAAGCUGACACGCUACCAACGCCGACUUUGGAAUCUAGAAGGAGACCCUCAGAACCCCCAGCAGUGCCGCCGCACCGCGAUACCACAAACAGCCUUAAAACGAGAUCCAUGGAGACCAGUUACAAUAAGAAUAGAAGGAAUAGUAAUUUCAAAAGUGGCUCCACCGAUAGAAGAACACUACCUACGGACACUGGGGCAAGUGGCGCGAGACGAAGAACGUUGCAGCGUCAGAAUAGAGAGACAUCUAACGUACGAGGUCAGCUGCAGACAUCUGCGAGCUUACCCGAAACGCCGGUGUUUGCUCGGGGUUGCGACGUCCCACGGACACCGCCUAGGAACUCGACGGGACCUCCACGGAAUAACACUAUGAGUUCAAUACAAACUAUAGGAAGCAGUGCAACAUUAGGAGGCUAUGGACGAGGUUCUAUAAUGGGUGCAACAGGUGUGUGUACUGGGGCUGACCUGCUUCGCUUGGGCGGCCCACCGCGCGGCUGGUACCCACGACAAAGAAAUAGGCCGGCUUCAACGGAGCACUUGGAUAGAAUAACAACAUCUUCGAAAAUGGCGUCCGACCAUCCUGUGUCAUGGGAUAACUCGGGUGCUCGCAAACCUCUCACAUUACCACCGAACUUAACACCCAAAUUCUUCCAAAAAUCUCCUAGAGAAGCACUGAGAAGAGUCACAAGUCUGCUAAUACGAAAAGGAAACAAUGGAAAGGAGAAGGAAAAUUCUCGAAGUAAGGAGGCAACGUCGCCCGCGGCGCGAUCUGCGAACGGCGAGGAGCAUCCAGGCCAGAAACAAAGAAAAGGUUUCUUCAGAAGUCUUUGGAAGAAAUCUCGCCACUACUCUCUAGAGCAUCCG
Messenger RNA from Brenthis ino (lesser marbled fritillary), 3675 nucleotides. NCBI's taxonomy places the organism in Eukaryota, Metazoa, Arthropoda, Insecta, Lepidoptera, Nymphalidae. The record is from the annotation of a GenBank genome assembly.